AUGCCCAAAAAACAGAAGAAGUCUUUUGUUUUCAAACCAACAAAUACUCCGCAUCAUUCUCUCACUUCCAGACCCCGUCAGAAUGAUCGACCUGCAGGUUCCACAACAUCUGACUCGCCUUCAGUCAACGAUCUGAUCAGCCAUCUUCGUCGCACACAAGCACGAAUUUCCUCCGAGCACGACACUCCGACCUCUUCACGAUCUCUUCACUCCCAAGGAUCCGUUCAUCCAUCUCUCAGAAAUCUCCUGGAGCUCCCAGACACCCCGCCACCUCGGCCUCGCUUUGGUGCUCGCCGUACCGUCAUCGGCGGGCGCCCAGUCCGAUUAACCCCGGGGCCUCCGCCCCCAAACAGCUGGCUGUCGGGGUACAGAGAAGGAUCCCCCGAAGAAGUCGCGCUGGCGACUACCGGACAUGACAAAACUAUUAUAUAUCGUCUAGACAGACUACCGGGGGCAGAGUUGCCACCCAAGUCUAGUCUACUUCAUGCAGCUCUCAAGGCCAUGGCCUUGAAAUGGGCCUGGCAUUUGGAUUACGAUGGACCAUUCCUGGCUCAUUUCCCUCCUCAUAUCAAAGAGAUCCUGCUCAGCUAUGUCGCCGUCUAUGCGGUUCGUGCGAGAACUCAGCCACUCAAAGGACGGAUGAGAGGCCUGAAACCACUGUUUCUCACCGAGGCUGAUAACACUGAAAACGCUGGGGAUGGAGACGAAGCUGACGUGGAGAAGGUUGCAAAUCUUGAUACAAAUACCCGCCGGUUGGACCUGGCGUGGGCAUUGGGCUACUGGAUGACAUUCAAACAACUCUCGAGCGAGCUGUUCAUCCCCGCAAAGUCAGCACCUGCAGUCUCCCAAACUGUGCCCGAGGAGGGUCUCCCUGCCUCGUGGGAUGAACAAAUCGAUGGCGAUUCUGCGGAGGAGGUCACUCCAUCUGCUGCUACGAUUGGUUCCAUUCCAAAACCCAUCAGCCAAAAUGUUCGCUUCACCAAUCUCCGCUACCUCUCCCUCGCGCACCCAGUCCCCGGCGCUGCAAGCUGGAACUCCCUUCUCCACCUUCUUUCCCGUCUUUCAACCAUCACACAUUUGUCUCUGGCCCAUUGGCCCGCUCCCACGCGAACCCCUCAUGCCGCUCCUCCGCGUAUGCGCCCACCGAAUCACCAUGGCCCCACGUUCGUCCACGGCGGUACAGAUGCGUACUCCGGAAUGGAAAACAACUGGGCAGAAGCAGCAGGAAUCCUUCGACAGCUCUCUCGUUAUACCUACUGCCUGAAAUGGCUGGAUCUCGAAGGCUGCUCUGAAUGGAUUCCCGCGCUGACAUGGACGGGCACUGACCCAGAUGGCCUACCCUGCCGCCCGGGCACAUCAGGCCCAGAAUGGAACGGGUCUUGGAGAAAUGUUGAAUGGAUUGGCCUAGGUCCGGGCUUCGAGUACCCAGCAGACAAGGACUUUCUCCGACCUAUCGAAAGACAUAUCUCAGCAAUUCAAGGCCUGCCCGCUCAGUCGUACUUCUCGCCUUCGUCGCUGGCCGGUUCUAUUCAUGCGCCGGUCAAUGCUUUCCAAAAUCUCUCUAUGCAGGACCCGGUGGAUCUCAAUGAUCCUCCACGAACUCCUCCUCCCACAGAGCUACCAUGGAAUGUGGAGGAGGAGCGCUGGGCGUAUCGUCGUGAUAAAGAGCGUCAGGCCUGGCACGAUGCGGUUAGUAAGGCGAGAGAGAUGUGCGUUGAAAUUCGGGCUAUCAGGAAGACCGGGCGUGGAAAAUGGAUCGAGGCGUUUACCGGAGGAGAGAAAGAGUCUUGGGAAAGCCACUCCAAGCAAAGGCGUUCAUGA
Messenger RNA from Penicillium subrubescens, 1821 nucleotides. RefSeq lists its product as uncharacterized. The record is from RefSeq and is a predicted model, not a curated record. NCBI's taxonomy places the organism in Eukaryota, Fungi, Ascomycota, Eurotiomycetes, Eurotiales, Aspergillaceae. The transcript has a single exon. Bases 1 to 1821 code for a protein of 606 amino acids.